GGUUUAGAGGUAUAGUUAAGAAUAUCGUCAGGUUUCGGAGUAGAUCUUAGUAUAGAGGUUCUCUGAGACUCCAAAAAACACUGUAAACACAAUAUGUGAAUAUCGCAUGCGACUCUCGCGAGACUUUCCCAGUCCGAUGGUUCCCCUCUAGACAUGACCAGUUCAAUGCACAAACUUCCGCUGCACUAAUGAAGAACGACAUGAUUGGCUAUUUAUUGAAGCGUCACAGUUUCAAUCACACGCUGUGAUUGGCUGAAAACCCGGCAUUUCAGUCGCAUAGUGCUGCUGAUGCGGCUGUACUAGUCAGAGCGACUGGAAAUGAACAGUUAGCUCAAAUACCUGCCGUUCGUAAACAAUGGCCAGCCCGCCUUUACACACAGCUGGAUGAAUCCCCGCGGUGUCUUAGAGUUGCUAUGAAGGCGGGGGCCUCGUCUAUGUGGGCAUCAUGCUGUGGUCUGCUGAAUGAGGUGAUGGGUACCGGGGCCGUGAGGGGGCAGCAGCCAGGUUUCGGAGCUGGUGCAGGGCCUUUUCGUUUUGCUCCCACUGCAGGGUACUCCACAUAUCCCCCCAACAACUCAACCAGCACUAGCCUGGUUUGUCAGGCUUGUGGACAAGCCUUUUCUGUCUUUAGGAGGAGGCACAUCUGUUGUGACUGUAAGAAGAGUUUCUGUUCGCUGUGUUCGGUACUUCAGGAGAACUUACGCAGGUGCACAACUUGUCACCUGCUGAAGGGCACUGCAUUCCAGCGCCCUCAACUCAUGCGUCUGCGUGUUAAAGAUUUGCGGCAAUACCUUAUUUUACGCAACAUUAACACUGACACCUGCAGGGAGAAGGAGGACCUUGUGGACUUGGUGCUCUGCCAUCAAGGUGCAGAGAGUGAGGACGAACCAGACACGCCUUCUCUGCAGUCACGCCCCCUUUAUAGCCCGCCCCCUUCAAAUGAAGAACCCAGUUCCCCUAUCUCAAUACUCUCCCCAUCUCAAAGAGAACCAAUCAGUAGGAGCAACAGCUCGGAGUCCACCAAUCAGGAUAUUGGAGACUCCUCUUCUGUCUCACUCCUUAACCUUGACCAGACCAAACACACACCAGAGGUGAGUCCUCAGACGCGGCGACGAGCGCGAGCUUCUCUGUCAGACCUGUCUAGCCUAGAUGAUGUUGAGCAGCUGACUGUACGGCAGCUGAAGGAGAUCCUGGCAAGGAACUUUGUGAGCUUUUCAGGCUGCUGUGAGAAGUGGGAACUGGUGGAGCGUGUCAGGAGGCUUUACCGGGAGAGUGAGGAGAAUCGCAAAUCUAUGGAGAAUGUGAGCAAACCAGUCACUGCAGAUGCUUGCCGUACCCAGUUAUCAAUAGAUGACAACCUGUGUCGCAUCUGUAUGGAUGCAGUCAUUGACUGUGUGCUGCUGGAGUGUGGUCACAUGGUCACCUGCACUAAAUGUGGGAAGCGCAUGAGUGAAUGUCCUAUAUGCAGACAAUACGUCAUCAGGGCCAUUCAUGUUUUCAAAUCCUAGACCUGCUGGGAGAACCAUCUUUAGCCUGAUAAAAAUGCUUCAGCAAUGUGCUCCACCUGCAGACUGCUUUGAAUUAGGGACUCGGUGCGGACACAUCCAGCAAGUACCCGCGUCCUUACAUUUGAUCAAUGAAAGAAGAUUUUCUGCUUAAUUUUUCAUGAGGUCAAGAGACCUCAAGAAACACAGACUUCAGACAAUGGUCCGCAGUGGCUUUGUCAGUGCAACAAUGCUUCAAUAAAAAAUAUUCCACAAGCUCUUCAGAGGCUCUGUAAUAAUAUGCAAUUGUUCAGCAACAACACCUCACAGCCUUGACUUGAUGUCCUACAGCUUUGUAUACUUUCUUCAGCUUUCUUUUUACCUGUCACAUGCAAACUCACAAAAGAGUGAAAAAACAAACUACUCAAGUGUGUUCGUUUGUCGCACACAUUGACAAUACACCAUAACUCAGGAUGGAAGGAUCUGAAUGUUCCUUUUGCUCUUCUUUUGUCACAGCAUCUGUGAAUGCGCUUUUGUUUCUUUUUGGAUUAUGUAGCUAAUUUCAUUCCGCCUGGAUUUUUGAGUUGCUAUGAGUUACAUUGUGAUUCCUGAUAACUGGACACUGGUGCCAUUCAGCAAAACAAAAGUGGCAUAAUGUUCACUAAAAUGCAUUCUUGGGACACCACAGGUCAUUCUGCAUUCUUUUCAGCAAUCCUCUUCGUUUUAUCAUGUGACGUCCCUGCUUUGUCAAAAGUCUGAACUGACACUGGCUGGUUUCUCAGUCCCUGCUGCUCUGAGGGUCCUUUGUGCCAGUGACAACAGUUGAUCAGGCGACUUUGAGUGCUUGUAUGACUUGAAAAGCAGCCUAUAAAUCUGUUGCUAAGUCAGCUGUGUAUGUGGUGAGUAAAAAAAUUAUGACAGAACUUUUUAAUGUCAGGCCCAAAACUAGCCCCCACGCAAGACCCCGGCAAAAUUUACGAAUGUGUGUAUUUCAUGAUCGACUCCAAUCCCUCAUUUGUGACAUCACUGUCAAUGAUGGAAACAUGUCACGCUCCUUAAGGCAGUCACAACCCCUUUGUUCUUGAGACAAACACUUGCGUGCACAAUAAUUUGGUCUGGUGUUAAUUUUGUGUUCAUGGCUAUGUGGGGUAACCCAUGAUGAAGUGUCAAAAUUUUCUGAAAACAUUCUGAAAUUUAGGGAAUACAAUACAAGUUAAGCUUAUUCAACAGCAUUUGUGGUAUAAUGUUGAGUACUACAAAAAAUAAUUUCGACUUGUCUCCUUUUCUUUAAAUAAAGCAAAAAUCGAGGUUACAUUGAAGCACUUACAAUAGAAGUGAAUGGGGCCAAGCCAAGGAAGAAAAUAAUUAUUAAAAUAUUAAUAACUACUGUCUUGACCAACACAAAAUAGGUAUCCUUUUAAAGUUUAGAAGCUGUACUUUACAAUGCAUGUAUAGGCAUUAUGAUCAAAACUGAACAAGUGCUUUGAAAUUUGCUGACAAUACAGAAGUAUUCCGUUUUGAUAAUUUAUUAAUAAUUUUGCACCGUUCAUAUUAUUGUAAUCUGUAAAAACAUCAAAAUGAUCAAAUAUCAUCAUUGUUGGAAAUCUCUCAAAGAGUUGAAAACAACCAGCCUGUUUGUAGUACUCGCAGACAAAAAUAUACAGAGUAAUAGCUAAGUAUAUGUCUUUGGCAUACAUGUUAGAUGUCAACAGGUGUUCCUUAUAUGCCGCGUUUUUGCUUAUAAAUUCACGAGAAAUAAAUAGAACAUAAAGUAUCAUAUAACGUUUCUUAGAGGAGGUGAUUAUCUUUAAAACGAGCCCACACACAACGUAAUUCGGAUGCAUAGAUAAUCCACAUGAAGCACAAUGUGUACACAGCACAUAAUUUGCUACAUAGUGUGUUGUCCAGCGUCAUGGAACGCUAAACCAAUCGUAUUAGGAUUCAGUUCGCUACAACCAGAGGUGGAAGUCAUCCAAAUAUGGGCAGAAAGGAUUGUUCACUCUAAUUACAUAUGGACACCAGGAGAUGGUGCCAAGAACAUGACAUAGACACAGUGAUGGCUCAAAUAACACAAAAUGGAACUGAAUGAGAUCUUGUUACUCAUGCCUGUAUGAUUUAGAAAGAGAUCAAACCUUUAGUCAUUGUUGCAUUUGCAUGUGCAAUUUGUUCUUCUGUACAAUUAUUAUGUUUUAUUUGUUUGGAGAGGCUUUUGGACACUUGAAGACGUUUUUGGACACUAGGAUAAAUUAUUUUUGUAAUGCUAUAACUUUUGAUUGCUCAACACAAAAUUUUACUCUGUUACAGUUGACAUGAUUGGGAACAAACCAGAAGUUCCAAGUUCCUCAGAGCUACCUUAUUUACACCCUGAGAUAUAAUGUCAAAUCAGAAAAAUAAGAAAAAAGUUCAUUUUUGGCUCACGUUUUUUUGUGAUUUUCAGCAGUUUCUAUCAAUCUAUAUUAUUACAAAAUUGAAAAGUUUUAUUUAAAAUGUUUUUUGUCGAGUUAUAAGCCUUUAAUUUUGUGUAUGCUUCUGAAACAGGAUAUCUUUACGAACACCCUCAGAGCUUAAAGGGUUAAGGGCAGAACUGUGAAGCUGAUUAUUUUGUUAAAACUUGUGUAUUAUUUGAUUGUAUAAUUGUUUAAAUCGUCUUUUUACGGUAGUUUUAGCAUUUUAGUGUUUAUGGCAUUACAUUGUCAUGACAACAAAGUUCUAAAAUUGGAUAUAACUUUACACAGAAAAGGUUAGUAAGUGAUUUUAUCACACUUAAAACAUAACAGUAUAUUGAGUAUUUUAAUGUUUCCAGAUUACCCCAUUCAUUUCCAUUGUAAGUGCCUUUAAUGUAACCUAGAUUUUUUUUUUUUUUUUUUAAAGAGGUCGAAAAUUAUUUUAUGUGGUAAUCAAUUUGAUACCACAAAUGCUGGCGAUUGAGCUUAACUUGUACUGAACCCGGAAUAUUCCUUUUAAGUAGGAUCUUGCACAGGCAGAAUGAAACUGAAACCCUCUAGAGAAAUAUCAUUGGUAACAUUUUACAAUAAGGUAGCACAUUUAUUAAUAUAAUUUAGAUACACCUAAUGACAAUCCAUGGAAAACUAUAGCCUAAUGAAAAAGAUGGACUUUGUAAGAGAAGAGGGAUGAUAAGGUGCAUUUAUGUGUCUCCAAUCAAUUUUCCCCCAUGAUAGUGUUUGAAUGAAUAUGUAUCGAUUUGGAUUACCUGUCUUAGUACUUGUGUUCACUGAACUUGAGGAAAAAAACUAAUUUUAGUAAUUUCAUUUGCGAGUGAUGCUCCAUACAAAUGGCCCACCCAUUUUUUCAAAAACCGCUGUAUGUUGAUAACUUCAUAACAUCAGUUCAAGCAUCUAACUAAAGUGUCAUGGCAUAUAUCGCUGUCAAGAAACGGCCCAACAAAACAGUCCUAAUGCUUUCUCACUCAGACACCAUAGCAAUACCAUUCUCUUUUUCGGUGUGGCAUUCCUACUUAAGAGUGAAAGGGAGAAGAUUUAUAUAUAAAAUUUUGGUGUAUGUUACAUCCUUGUUUAACCUUUUUUGUCUGAUGUAUCGUUCAUUCCUGUGUAUAUGCCUAUUCCGAUGAGUUUGAUUUUUCUUAACAAAAAAUUCACUUUUUUUUUGGUUAAAUUUUUUUAGUUGCUUUAUAUAGAAUUAACAAAUAAAAUAAAGCAUUAUGUUGUUACAUUUGUGCUACUUAAAUAAAAGUGCUAAGAACACACUGGAUUGCACUGCAUUAUGAUGAUUCUGAAAUAUUGAUGUGUUGUGCCAUUUUGUUAUUUCCUUAAAUAUGAGCUUUAAAGUGGCCAAGACAUGCCUUUUUUAUUAUUUUAAUAUUUUCCUUGAGGUUCACUUAAAAUAUUAGUAAAGUUUUUGGCACACAAAACAGACAUUUAUUUGUCAAACAUGAUCAUUUUCCACCCCCAUUCCGAACACUGUUAGAAACGCCCGGUUUUGGUGCUGCUUCUCUUUUAAGACUUGACAGUAAACGCCCACUGUAUGAUAGAUACAGUCGGCAAUGCGUCAUACACUGGGGGCAUGAUUUAGCGUGGUGGAAAGCAAAGCGCCAUUACCAUAGUCACUCAUUCAUUCCUAUGAGAAAAACGGGGAGAAAUAUUCAAUAGAUUUGCCUAUUUUAACAACGAAAAAGCUGUUUUUUACACUUCAGAAAAAGCCAAAAAUCCCAGAACUGAUUUUUUUUAUCGCAUUCCAACCGACACAAAUAGAAGCUGAAAGAAGACCACUGCGGCUGCAGUUGACCAUAUGCUGGAAACGUGAUUUUGUGUGUUAGAGAAACAUCAGAGCGGAUUCAAGACUAAAUCAAUCACCAUAAGAUACCUGAAAAAACUUGACAUGAUCGGAGUGGAGUGUUGUUUAUAUUGGUUUUCAUACUUCAAUGAAUAAAAGUUCUUGGGGUAUAUUGUAUCGUUCGGUUUGGCGAUUGUUUUGUGUUUAAUGAGGUAAAGUUGCUGUAAAUGUUUAGGUACACAGUACUGCGUAUGAAUGUAUACUAAUAUCUCAAUUAGCACUGUCUUCACUGCCAAACAAUGUACUUAUUCAGAAGAAACAAUAAUGAAAACUGCGUAUGAUUGUAGUUAAAUUGCAUUUUACUGCAUAUUCCGUUGUUAGUAAAAUUUAUUUAAUCCCCAUCAUUAUUAAACCCCCCUCUGCUUUCUCCCACGAGUGGGCGGGGCUUCCUUGCUGACUGGAUCUAUUGGCUCUCUGCUCUUGACCGACCUGCUGUCUAUUUGCCAUCUCACUGCUCAUCACUACUGGGUGGGCUAUGGAAGUAAUGAAUGGCAAAGUAGGCGUUGAUGUGUUGUUGUGGAGGCGGUCAGAUGAAAAUGUCUACCACAGUGUGACAAUGUGGAGGAAGUAGCGAACGAGUCGUUUCGGAAGCUUGGUUUCAACAAAUGCUCUUUUUGCAGUGAGGAGGACGUUUUGAGUUCUGAAACUUACAGUAUGUUUUUAUUGUACAAUGACCUCUUAUAUGUCAAAGGAUCAGGAAAAUUUGAUUCUUUACAUCAUGAACACUUUAAUAUGUUACUUCGGUAGGGAACGAGUUAAGAGUUAUUCAAAUCAGAAUGCAGAAACAUUUGCCACACAUUACUGAUGUACAAAAACAAGUUCCUCUUGUUUUUUGGAACGUCAGUUCCUUUUUUGAGAAAGGUUGCUUAAUCAAUUCAGUUGUUUUUAAUUACAUACAAAUAUAAAUAGCCGAAUGUACAUUAGAUUGUUGUUUUAAAUGGCAAACAAUGCUUUAAUUUACAGUGGUACAAGUAUGGUGGCUUAGAACGAAUGGCAGGCUUCCUCUUUCUGGAGUCACAAUCCUGAGACAAAACUCACAAUAAUGCACAUCAUUAAAAUAAUCUGUCAUCACCACAGUUACCAUUUUACAAUAACAACCACUGUGGAAGGAAUAACGCACAUACUUGAUGACUUACAGAGAAAUACUGCAAGUCUUUUUUUUUGGCCUCAUGAAGGAAAUGCAAUACAACCUGACUGUGUUGUACAAAAUAAAAUUACCAAAAUAGCUGGAUUACAUUAUCGGAAUUAUCAAUGAUCUUCGUAAUGUGUUUAGAAUCUUUUUUAAUUAUUCAGAAAGCUUGGUCUGAAAACUGCAUUGAAAUCAAGGACAAUAAAUUCAUAUAUUCCAUGUAUGUAUAUUCAAAUUAACCUACUAACUUGGCUUUUUUUUUUUUUCACCCAACACCUCUAAAGAGAGAUACUCUACACACACAUAGCUGUGAAAUAUUUUCUAAAGGAUGAAGGCUAGCCUGUUACACAGAUGGAAUAUGGCACUGUUUUAUAAAUAAACCUCUGAAAAAACAAAUAUCACGCCUAAUUCUGCUCUGAGAUUAGAUCAGUGAGCACUUGAAAUUCAAAGCAGUCAAACUCAUCAUUGGACAUAAAAUGGACAGAGAUAUUUAAAAAAAAUUACAUUAUAUAUAUAUAUAUAUA
This is a messenger RNA of Myxocyprinus asiaticus (Chinese sucker), 7448 nucleotides long. RefSeq names its product ring finger protein 34a (gene rnf34a). The record is from RefSeq and is a predicted model, not a curated record. Lineage: Eukaryota; Metazoa; Chordata; Actinopteri; Cypriniformes; Catostomidae. Gene Ontology annotation, biological process: negative regulation of extrinsic apoptotic signaling pathway via death domain receptors; protein K48-linked ubiquitination; proteasome-mediated ubiquitin-dependent protein catabolic process. Gene Ontology annotation, molecular function: ubiquitin protein ligase activity. The transcript has 8 exons. Bases 414 to 1508 code for a protein of 364 amino acids. Gene Ontology annotation, cellular component: cytoplasm; plasma membrane.